Molecule: messenger RNA, 1257 nt
Organism: Paramecium primaurelia
Lineage: Eukaryota; Ciliophora; Oligohymenophorea; Peniculida; Parameciidae
Source: the annotation of a GenBank genome assembly
AUGAAGGAAUAAGGCAGGUAUAGUAAAUUAAGUGAAGAAGAAGCAGCUGCUUAAUUUGAGUUGAGGUACUGAUUGUGAUUUACAUAAGAAAAUAAUAAAUUAUGGGUAAUUUGCUAGAAUAAUACGAGAAUAGUCAAAAAAAUAAAAAGGCAUCUAAAAUAUCAAAACCAUAAAUAAAUUAGUAGAAAUUCAUAGUGUUUAACUAAAAGAAACCAUUAUUAAAGAAUACAUAAAAUGAAUCAAAUUAAUUAAAACUUGUUAAAGAAGAAUCUCCUUAAUAGAAUUCCACUCCUUCUCCAGAAUCAGAGGAUGAAUAAAUACAAUAAAUUGUAGAGCCAAUUCCAAUUGCAUAACCUCCAUCUAUUAUUAAAAAUGAUAGUAAUCAUUUGAAAAAAAUAUUAUUGAAAGAUAUAGGUAAUAUAGAUUUGGAAAUAGAAAGAUUAACAAGAGAAACGAAAGAUUUUGAAAUAGAUAAAUAAGCAAAUAAAUCAUAAUUUUCUUAUUAAUCUUCUAGUAUUAAUAAUGGUGCUUCAAAGAAUAAUCCUAAAUAGAAUUCAUCUUAACAAUAAUAACAAAAAAAAUUAUAUAAUGAAUAAAGGCAAAGACCAUCAAGUAAAGAAUCACAUAUUUCAGAGUCUUCACAUAUAAAAAAGGUUGAAUGUUUUUAAGGAGUUAUGAGAAGUUAAAGUUUAAAGAAGCUACCUUAAUAAUAAUAAUAAUAAUAUAAAUUUUCUUAAUAAAAAUAUGGAUCAGAAAAAAAAAUAAAUUAAUCUAUUAAUAAAACAGUAACAAUAGAAUCAGAAAAUAAAGAAUCAACUAUAAAUAAGAUUUCAUAUAGCGAACGUAAAGCUCCAAGAUCAACAAUAAAUAGAAGUCAAACUAAAUAAUAAUCUCCUUUUAUUGAGAAAAAAUCAACACCUAUUAAGACUAUGUUGAAAGUAUAAUUUAAUUCAAUACCUGUUGGAUCUAAUUCUACUAAAAAUAAGAGUGUAUCCUAUUAAUUAUAGGAUUUUCAUUAGCAUAAAGAAUCUUACAAUAGUUAAGUUAAUUUACCAAAAAAUUAAUGUGUUGAAUCAUAAAUAGAAGAAGCUGUUUAAUUAUACAAAAAUUUAAAGUUCUUAAUGUAGAGUAAAUCUAAUGUUUUAUAGAUUAAAAAAGAUGUAAAUUAAAUACCUAGAAAGACUGUUGAUUUUUUUGUAAUAAAUUAUAAUAUAUUAUUAGUAACAUAAAGAAAUAGCUAAGCCAACUUUAUUUUGA